This is a messenger RNA of Theileria equi strain WA, 2286 nucleotides long. RefSeq lists its product as hypothetical. Lineage: Eukaryota; Apicomplexa; Aconoidasida; Piroplasmida; Theileriidae. Gene Ontology annotation, cellular component: membrane. The coding region runs from base 1 to 2286 and encodes 761 amino acids. The transcript has a single exon. The record is from RefSeq and is a predicted model, not a curated record. Gene Ontology annotation, molecular function: lipase activity.
AUGUCAACGCAGUGUGGUCUAGCCGAUCCUCAAGGGCUCAAGGAUGUUACUCUCGACAUUGCAGCCCCGGAUUCUUCCUCUAUCGACGUAAUUGCGAGGGUACCUCAUGAAGUGAAUACAAGGAUACACAUUGCCAAGGCUAACCAUAGGAUACUCUCGGUAUGGGAUGGGCAGACCCUGCUCUGGAAAUCUGCCAAUGGCUAUUCCUGUGACCAUGUUUCAGUUGUUAAGUUCAAAGAGAAGAGCGGUUGUUCAACAUCCUUUGUGACAAGACUAGUGGCUGUAUAUGCCCGCAACGGUAACGGAGUAAGGAAGCCAUUCUACUAUGAAAAGGAUGGGUCAUCAUGGAAGGCUGUUGAGGAAGAAAAGUUUUACAAGAGCUUUCAUCACGAAGCGCUAAAGACAUCCACAUUGAAGAGUCUGGUCUUGAAUAUAACUGGAGAGAAUAAAUCACCUGAAUUCUUGUCCAGUUCACCAGAUUUUCCAUUCCUUCUCUACGCUCCAAACGUGGGUUAUCGCAUUAAAAAGGUCCAGGCUGGAAGUGUUUUAUGGAUGGCAUGUUCGGACGAUCAAAGCUGUGCAUAUGCCUCAUUUUAUCCAAGGAAGGAACCCAAAGUUGGCCACUUGAUCAUAGAAACUAAGGAUGGUUCGCAGGAAAGGUUUUAUGCUCAAACAGGUACCUUUGGAGGAUGGACUGUUAGGACGAAGGAAGACUACCUGAAUAGGCUGAAGAAGGCAGGAUUUAAGGAAUCUGAGUUUAACAACCAUAUCAAGAUGGACAUUAGUAAUGUGGACAGCAACAAUUUUUACAUUAAAAAUGAUCCCUUGGAUGAUUGUAAUAGAGAUACAUAUAUACCAUCCAUUGGCUUUAAACUCAAGGAGGUUUUGGAUGGCGGAGUAUCACUCUGGAAAGCUCCAGAGUCAGGUGAUGCUAAAUGCAGAUUUGUAAGACUGUUUAUCAGGGGAAGUCCAUUGACCCUAUUGCUUCUUGUAGAAGACCCAAGGAAUGGUCGUCAUGUUGUAUACUUUGUAAAGAGUGGUGGUGAAUGGAAAAAGGUCGGUAAGGAUGAAUACUAUGAUCAUAUUGCAAAGGAGAAUGGUCUAGAGCCUUUGCGAAGGAUUGAGAAUCCAAAGGUUGUAAUGAGUAGUUUUACGAAUAGGCAAGGCCUCAGACUCACAAGUUACGCCUCCAAGGUUGAGAAUGCCAAAGCUGAUAUCAUUCUUGUCCAUGGAGCUCGUUCACAUCUUACGUCAGAUUUUUGUGCCUCAAAUUUUGAGUGGAACUUUAAACACAUGGGAUCAUUCAUUCCUGUAGAUAUUAGUGGAGUAUUUGCACGAGAAACGAAGCAAAGUACCAACCAUAGCGUAUUAUACAGAGAGAUUUUUGAGCAUGCCUAUCUGGACGGUAUGGAUGCCUUUGAGGUGGCUCCCAGAUAUGAGUAUAGGCAUAGCCUUGUGGAAUACCUUAACGGACUAGGCUAUAGUGUCUAUGGAUUUGAUCAUCAGUCUCACGGUCUCUCUGAAUCCAUCUCAGCACCAAGGUGUCAUGUUCGUAGCUACAAGGACUACAUUUAUGAUCUCCUACAAUUCAUUAGCAUUGUAAAGAGAAGUAAAUUUGGAGAUCCUACCCAAACCUAUGAUGAAACAAUAAUCUUUGAGAACAUUCCUACAGGUAAAAAGACAUUUUUUUGGGGAAAUUCAAUGGGUGCAAAUAUUGCUAUGCAAGCAGUUCAAGAAUUUCACAAGCAUGCAAAAGAGGAGGCAAGAUUUGUAGACUCCCUAAUUGUCACCUCUGGAAUGCUGAAUGUAACCUUUAAGCUGGACACUUGGUGGAGGCAGCUUAUGAAAAAGAUGGCUGUGGUGAUUGUAUGGUUGUAUCCAGAAGAUAUCAAUAGAUAUGAACCACCACGUGGCUUCGGCAAACUCUUUGAACUCUUCAUAAGAUACAAUGACCCCUUCUUUUACAACAACAAACUGACUUACAAGAGUACCAGUCUGAUGUUUGAUGCUUGUGAUGAUGUAAAGAAGCCUGAGAAUAUGGUCCAUUAUCCAAAGGAUUUACCAACACUCUUUAUUCACGCAAGAGAUGAUACUGUAUGCGAUGUAAAGGGUCCCAUGGAUAUGUGUAAUACAUAUCUAAAAAAUCAUGUAGAUGUAAAAUUUGUGGAGUUUAAAGGGUCAACACAUUUUUUGACUGUCCCAAAUUCCCUAGUGCUAACACAAAAGACCUUUAAGGAGUGGUUGAGCAAACAUACUCCUUCAGCUACUAAUUCUAAUGCAGUUUAA